UUCAGUGGUUGGUCGAGGUAGAACGAGGAAACGCCAGUGUUAUAUGUAAACUACUAAAAUGUUUUAUGUUUUAGAAAAAAAGACGUGUUUUUUUGGUAUGAAGAAUCUGCACAAAGAAAGGAAAACUUUUUAAACGUCUAUGUGCAUUUUCUCAAAUGUUAUCCUCGUGCGACUUUCCAGCGCGGGGUCAUGUCAAAAAUGGGUAUCUGAAACAAAUUCCACGGGGGAUGGGACCUACACUUUUAUAAAAUGUUUAAAUGGUAAAAAAAAAAAUAAUAAUAAUAAAAUAACGCGAAGAAACGCAAAAGGGCAGGGUUCGAGUGGGUAAAAAAAAAGAAGCUCCGUUGUCACGUAAAAAAAAAAGUAAAUUCCAUAAAACACAAUUUUCUGUAUUACUGAAAAUAUAUUUUUUUUACGAUGACCAUACAAUAAAACGGAUAUUUUGGAGCCACUUUGUAAAUGGUGUUUUUUUUUUUGUUUUGUUUGUUUGUUUUUCCCCCCCCAAGGACUUCAUUUUUAUUUUCUAUUUUUCUCGCGUUGAUUAUUAUAGCCUGGUGUUGUGUGAAGAAAAAAAGCCGAUUUCCUGGAGUGCAGGGGAGACCAGGCCAGAGCAGCUGAUUGCAGAGGCCUUUCCCUUUCCCCUCUUUGUGUGUGUUUUUAUAUAUAGUUUUUAUACUUAUAUGCGGAAAAUAGUAAUCAUAAUUAAAGUGCAGGACCAAAGAAGAAAGAAUGUUUGCUUUUGUGAGGUUUCUGGAAGACGAUGUUUGCUACGCGCUUCCAGUUUCCAAUGUAAAGGAUUUUAGACCUCUGCACAAGACGGAUUUCGAUAAUCAAAAGGUGUAUUUGGUUAACAGAACAGAAGAGAAUGGCACAGGCCAGCCUGGAAAUGCACAAAUACUGGCGCUUGCAGAAAACAUACAAGAGUUUGAACACAGCAUUUUGCAGAAGAAGAUGAAGAUUCCCAAACUCUCCACAAAAGAUGUUGAAAAAUCACAGCAGAAUCACUUUGGGGAGGAACCAAUGCCACUCAGACACAAAAAGGCACAAGAGCACAGUCACUCCUCGAGUGCAAACUCUUCAAAGAGCCUGGCGGCUGUGGUUGCCCGGCUGGAGCGCAAUGCUGUGAACUCGUACGCGGAGGAGGAGGAGGAGGAGGAGGAGGAGGAGGAGGAGGAGGAGGAGGAGGAGGAGGAUGAUGCAGAUGAGGAGGACAAUGAGGAGGACAGUGUGGUGGAGGACUCGGGCACAGGGGAGGCCAUGGUGCCACGCUACCUCUAUGAGGAGCUGGUGCACAACUACAGGCAACAGGAGGAAGAGAUGCGGCGCCUCCAGCAGGAACUGGAGCGUACGCGCAGGCAGCUGGUACAGCAGGCCAAGAAGCUCAAAGAGUAUGGCAGCCUGAUGGCCGAAGUGAAGGAGCUGAGAGACUUCAACCGGAGGCUGCAGGACGUCCUGCUCCUGAGGCUCGGCAGUGAGCCAAUGCAUGACAACGGCACUCAGACAAUCAAAGUUGAUCCGGUGGAGCCAAUUAUGGAGCCACGGGAGGUCUGUCGGGAAGAGGCCAACGCCAGCUCGAGCUCCAGCCACUCUCCGUCCCCCAGAAACGUAUACACUUUCAACGAUGGGAAGGUACACUUGGGUGGUGGGAUUUGGGUGGAUGAGGAGAAGUGGCACCAGUUGCAGCGCACACAAGGAGACUCUAAGUUCACCAAAAACCUGGCAGUGAUGAUCUGGGGCACAGAGACCCUGAAGAACAGGAGCGUAACUGGGGUAGCCACCAAGAAAAAGAAAGACGCCUUGCCGAAGCCCCCGCUCUCGCCAAGUAAACUCAAAAUCGUGAGAGAGUGUCUGUACGACAGAGUAUCUCAAGAAACAGCGGACAGUGCCGAGAUUACACAGAGACUGUCCAAAGUGAACAAAUACAUCUGUGAAAAGAUCAUGGAUAUCAACAAAUCAAUCAAGAAUGAGGAGAGGCGGGAAUCCAAGUUGCUUAUUAGACAGACAGUCAAGAUGGAGAAUUUCACCUACGAUGGCAUAUAGUAUUAAAAGUUGUCACCAUAGCUCAUUUCUUUCCUCAUGGAUUGCUUAAAAGAACGACACUGGAUGACGCCCUCUCUUUUGAAGCUGCCCAAAAGUGACAGAAGAAAGUAUGUCCUCCACGCUCAUCCUUUCAGGCCUGCCAUAAGAAAUACAACGAGGUAUGGUGACAACUUUUAACAAGACAUGCCAUCAGAAUUUCUUAAAGCGCUUUUUCAAGGGUUGGCUGGCUGUCUACAGCAAAUGCUGCAGAAUGAUACCUGAACUGUGACCGCAUUUCCUUUUUUUUUUUUUUUUUUUUUUCUUUUUUUUAAACUGUGAUCAUCCUGAGGGUUUGGUGAAAGCUAAAAAGUAGGAAAGUUUGAUUUCCUCUAUGCUCUUAAUGGAUCCUUCUCACUUAGUAAGCUUUUUUUUUGUGGGGGUGGGGGGGGGUAUUGUAAAUAUUUUUAUAUUUUAAGUAUCUUUUUAUAGGCGUUACAGAAGUUUUAGUCCCAUGUUAUACCCCUCUUUCCUCUCUCUGUUUAAGAAAACAGACUGGUCGGUACCGUUAGAAUUUUCUUUUUGCCAGGCUGCAUAGAGUUUUUUGUCGCUGUUUGUGUGAGCUGUGCAUUUUCACUUAGCAAAAAAGAAGUUCACUGAUCAUCAAGAAAGGUUACAAAGUUAAAUGAUGGUUAACACUUUAAAAACCACGCUUGUCAACUGCAUUCUGUCUUUGUCAAUAAUCACUGCCAAAUCCAUUGUUUACGGUACACAGCCGUCAAAAAAGCCCCUCUGAGCACAAUCAAAGAAGAGUUCCCAUUGUAAACCUAUAUCUAGAAAUACCAAAAUAGCAACCCAACUAGAUGCUGCCUGGAUAGGCUAUACACUGAAAAACAUUUUUGGAAAAUUCUAACCAUAAAUGCACACCACUGUUGUAGUCUAUGAAAGAUUAAUUUAUGGGUAAGUCCAUUAAUGAUAUUUUUAUAAUUUCAGUGUAAAACACUGAAACUUUAGAAUCAGUUAUUGUUCUGUAUUUUACUAUUGAAAAGGUUAAACACCUUUUUAAAUUUUUACUGUUACCCAGCAUCGAAACAGAGACUCCCUGGCUAUAACUGGGAAAUGUUCUCUGGUAAAUAGGGGGUUUUAUUGCCGUUAUUUAAUUUUCAUGAUAUUUCCUCUGCAUACUCUAAAUGUUGUCAGAAUGCCGUAAUUUAGAUGUGGCCGCACUUGAGAAAAAAUGAUAACCAAACACCUCAAGAACAGACCUUUUCCCGUGACUUAAACGUAUAGGUUUACUGGCUGACCUUUCCUUGUUUUCAAAAUCAUUUGAGAAAUUAUAAAUAAACAUGAUUGAUUAUCCAAAAAAGAAAAUCCUCUUUGCAAGAAUAAUAUAGGAGUGUGAAGCUCUGAUGUUAUAAAUCUAGGCCCUGUAUUCAGGGACACCUUUAAUAAUAAACUUUCAAGCGUGCAGUUGCCACAGUGGGUUGAAGUAAGUGCAUACUCUUGCUUUUCAUACUGGGCAGCUUUUGGGUUCCAAAGGUGAAAAUCUUGUGCAGUCAGCUUUAUAUGGGACAGCUCUAUAGUCCCUAGAGAGGUACUAUAAAUCAUGUCUAUUUGUCUCUCCAGAUCCCAAAAACAUGGUUAAGUAAGGCAGCUGUGGAGGGUGGUAGUUGACCCUAAUGUUUUAUGUGUUUCAGUGUUGUCCAUUGGUAUGGUUUCAAGGACAACGUCAUGAACCAAUAUUUUAUAAGAAGGUUUUAACCCCUGUCAGAUCUCUUCCGUCUGUAGUUGCCAACUUUACUGACCAGUAGUUCUGUAGCAGGAGAAGUUAGGUGCUUUUAUCAAUGGUAUUAGUCCAUUAAAAGGGGUAUAGCUUCAAAUACAACAAAACCAAUAAAGUGAAUGACUAGAGCUUGCUAAGAGAAUCCUUGUUUUGGCCACUGUUCUUCCUGUUUCUUGAUUCCAGACAGUGGCCCCAUCUGCUUCUACCACAGAGAAGAUGAAUAACCAGUGGCUUUUUAUGGAUUUGGGAAAUAUAGGCAGUGGCCAAACCACAAGGUUUUGCCUAGGAAGUACGUAGAUCUUAAAGUAAAAUCAACCAAACUCAAAACAAACAAAUGGAAAAUGGAAUGUGUUUGUCUUGUGUUUGCUUGUUGGUGGUUGAUCUUGUUUUUGGACAUGAAUACUGUUUUGCUUCAUUCACUUAUAUUGGCCAGAUUGAGGAGUAGAGUCAGUGCUGGUCAGUUUUUAGGCAAGCAUAAGGUAUGGAAGGAGUGCAAACUGCCCAGGCUUGCAGACGAUAGACUCCAUCCUUAAUAGUGUUCAACAUAGAACCACCUUGUAUCUGAAGAGCGCUUGUUCAGAAUAUCUAUAGUUUAAAUUAAUCUAGCUAUAGCUUAAUUAAAACUAAUUACAAAUGCUUCAUUUUUGAGAGUGUCAAAUCAUGUCACAUCACAGUGCAUAUCGCCAAUACAGCUCUACCACUAAAAACAAUUCCAUACCACAUACAUUUUAUUUUUUUUUGUUUCACCAGAGUGCACUACUUUGGUGGAUGAAAAAGAUCAAAUGUACUGCACUGAUCUUCUACUGAAUAGAGAUCUGUCAGUUGUGAGGAUUUAAAGCAUACACUGUAUGUGGGAUUCACCAGUUUGGAAAUGUAUCCUCUUACUGGAUGGACUGGAAUAUAACAUUGUAUUAGAAUUGCGUUUUAAUGGUAAUGUUUACAACUGAGUGCAUAUUGUUAAGUUCCAAAUACAAAUUACCAAAUAGUACAGAACAAACAAAGUGUUUUCAGUAGCAGAUCAGUCAUUUUGCAGGUUCAGUAAUUGGCCCUGCUGGAAUAUGUACUCUGACAUUAAGGUCAAAAGAUUAUGAUGUUAAAGGGGUCAAAAUUAAAUCAAAAUUUAAUUUAUGGGAAAUGUUUAGACUACUAUUGUGUUUCUUUUGGAGCCAGAUAAAAUGAAAAACGUAACCCUCAUAAACCAAAGUGAUUCCCCUUCUUUUUUUUAAUUUAUUUUUUAUUUUUUUAAGAUUUUUCAUUAUCUCAAUGAAAUUCCGUCAUGCAGUUGUAAAAUGUUAGCCCUAAUAGUGGUGUGGAUUUUGUAAAUUUUUUUUUUUUUUUUUUUUUUUUUGCUGCCUGUCUGACAGUACAUAAAGCUAGAAAAAUACUUCCAUCAGUCUCACUUGGAUUGCAUUGCCGACAUGUAAUUUUCUAAUUCUGGAGAUUAAAAGCAGCACACAUUUCUAAAUGCAAUACAAAUACAAGGAGAAUGAAUUCCCCAUAUAACAGCUACUGAAGUCUAGCUAAUAUUUAGAUUUGCUACUGUUUAGAUCAUAAAAUAGACCAGAUAAUUGGUCUGUUU
Molecule: messenger RNA, 5378 nt
Organism: Polyodon spathula (Mississippi paddlefish)
Lineage: Eukaryota; Metazoa; Chordata; Actinopteri; Acipenseriformes; Polyodontidae
Product: BEN domain-containing protein 5-like
Exons: 6
Coding region: 730-2040 (436 amino acids)
Biological process (GO): negative regulation of DNA-templated transcription
Molecular function (GO): DNA binding
Source: RefSeq, a predicted model, not a curated record